Molecule: messenger RNA, 3112 nt
Organism: Chaetomium fimeti
Lineage: Eukaryota; Fungi; Ascomycota; Sordariomycetes; Sordariales; Chaetomiaceae
Product: P-loop containing nucleoside triphosphate hydrolase protein
Exons: 3
Coding region: 271-3054 (927 amino acids)
Cellular component (GO): membrane; microtubule; cytoplasm
Molecular function (GO): GTP binding; microtubule binding; GTPase activity
Source: RefSeq, a predicted model, not a curated record
UUCGCACAUUCCAUGAGAUAUGAAUUCGACCUAAAUAUGCAAUUAUACCAUAGACUGGGCUCUUUCUCGCCCGAAGGUGGGGCACAACCCCCCGUUCUCUUCCGCCGAGGGAAAACGAGCGAGGUCCUUGUCACUGACUGUCCGCAAAGCACCGCCCGAUUAACAAGUGCACUGACAACUUCAACUCCCCCCACCCUUAUUCGCUCGACGAUUGUGUCGACUUCCAUGCUGCCGUAUGACGCCUAGACUAUCGCUGCUCGGUUCACCACCAUGAGCGCGCAGCUUCGUGCAGUUGGGGCAAUGGGCCCCCUCGCCCGCCGCACCACCGUUCGUGCGGUCCGACAUUUUCACCAGCUCCCAACCGGCGGCAUCCAGCGGGCCGACCUUGCCGCUCGUGGCUUCCGGAGAUCGCUGCAGUUUCCAGCAAACGCCUACCACAACGCCGUCAUCGUCCGCAAUGCCUCCUUCGUUCGCAUGCUGCCCAAGCUGGCCCUCAAGUUUGCCAGGAUCCCCGCUUUAUUUGGCGGCCUGAUGAUCGGAGGUCUGGGCUGGGUACAGUAUCAGGCCAUCCAGAUCAGUAACUCUACUCAAGAGAUGUACGGCAACAUGAAAACCACCGUCACCUCGACCGCUUCAACUUUGUGGGGAGGCGCCAAGGAUAUCGCUGGGCAGACGAAACAAGGAUGGGACAACACAAAACAACAGUUCGAGGUGUUCGAGAUGCCAGAAUGGCUGGACAAGAUUAUGCGAGGGGAAGGCGAGGCUGCCUCCGGCAAGGGAGGGCCGGGCGGACAGGGCGGGCCGGAACCGCCCAAGCAGAGCAGGUCUGGAGCUGCCGCCGUUGCAGGAGCUUCGGCCGCCGCCUAUGGUCUUGAUCAAUCCGACGAAAACGACGAACGCACGCCCGAGGAGGUCCUCAAAGACGACCACAUGAUGUACAUCACGAAGAAGAUGAUCGAAAUUCGGAACCUCCUCCAAAAGGUUGGCCAAACGAACACCGUCACGCUGCCGUCUAUUGUCGUUAUCGGGUCGCAGUCGUCGGGGAAAAGCUCCGUGUUGGAAGCCAUCGUUGGGCAUGAGUUUCUGCCCAAGGGGAGCAACAUGAUCACUCGGCGGCCUAUCGAGCUCACACUUGUGAACGACCCCGACGCCCGGACUGACUACGGCGAAUUCCCCGAUCUCGGUCUUUCUCGGGUUACCGACUUCUCUCUAAUCCAGAAGACCCUGACAGAGCUUAACCAGUCGGUCCCCGAGUCUCUGUGCGUAACGGACGACCCCAUCCGACUUACCAUUCACUCGCCGGGGAUACCGGACCUGUCGCUUAUCGACCUCCCCGGUUACAUUCAAGUCGCCGGAGAGAACCAACCCCGGGAACUAAAGCGCAAGAUCUCGGAGUUGUGUGACAAGUAUAUCCGGGGCCCCAACAUUAUCCUGGCCAUCUCGGCCGCCGACACCGACCUGGCGAACUCGACCGCCCUGCAAGCCAGUCGCAGGGUAGACCCGCGGGGAGAGAGGACGAUCGGUGUUAUAACCAAGAUGGACCUGGUCGAGCCGGACAAGGGCGCUGAUAUCCUGAGUGACCGGAAAUACCCGCUUAGGCUAGGCUAUGUUGGCGUCAUUUCCAAGCUGCCCACCCAGACAGGUCUCUUCAGGAGGGAGACCGGCAAUCUCUUGGCAGGCAUCGCCCGGAACGAGAGAUCCUUCUUCAACACACACCCUUCCCAGUUUGGGCCGGAAGCCGGGGUCAACACAGGCACAAUAACGCUUCGAAAGAAGCUUAUGCAAGUCCUGGAACAAACCAUGUCCUCUAAAUUGCACGAGACUACCGAAUCCAUCCAGCGAGAGCUCGAGGAAACCACCUAUCAGUUCAAGGUGCAGUACAACGAGCAACCCAUGAGCGCCGAGGCGUACCUGGCCGCAAGCCUGGACGAGUUCAAGCAUCAAUUCCACGCUUUCUCGUCGUCCUUUGGCCGUGCCCAGCUGCAGGAUUUGCUCAAAGCUGCCCUCGACCAAAAAGUCCUUGACCAACUUGCCGCCAGAUACUGGAACAGGCCGGUCGAAGAUCUCUCUGUUGCUCUGCCUGAGCCAGACAACAUUGCCGACCUGCCCAACGCCGACCCGAAGUCGCCUUACUGGCACCGGCAACUCGACACGGCCCUAUCCGGUCUUACUAGGCUCGGUGUGGGUCGUGUCGCAGCAACGGUAGCUUCCAACGCCGUCCAGUCCAACAUUGACAAGCUCCUCGACAAGUCAUCUUUCUCCAAGCACCCGUCAGCCCGCAAGGCCAUUAGCGAAGCCGCCUCUACCGUCCUCGCCGACCGAUCAUACGCCACAAGCGACGGUAUUGAGAUUUCUCUCAAGCCCUACAAGUUUGACCCUGAUAUCCAGCCCAACGAGUGGGAACAGGGCCGUGAGCAUGUCGUUGGUGUGCUCCAGGGCGAGCUGGUACAGUGCCAAUCGGCCAUGAAGAGCCUCGAGAACUCGGUCGGCGGGAGAAAGAAGCUUAAGGAGGUCAUGACCUUCGUUGACAAGGCACGCCGGGGUGAGGUCAUUGUCGAGGGCGACCACCCCAGCGGAGCAGGCGGGUUCAGCGCCGCUCUCCUCGAGCGAGGCCGUGAAGCCGCCUUCCUGCGCGACCGCGCCGACAUCCUCAACAUGCGCAUCCUCGCGUCCAAGUCGCGCAAGUGCAAGGCGCUUGAGAACAAGUACUACUGCCCGGAGGUCUUCCUCGACGCCGUCGCCACCAAGCUCUCCCAGACGGCCGUGCUGUUCCUCAACGUCGAGAUGCUCAACGACUUCUACUCCCGCUUCCCCCGCGAGGUCGAGAGCAAGCUGCACGAGCACAUGGCCGCCGGCGGCCUCGACCGCUUCGCCCGCGAGGACCCCAAGGUCAGGCGCCACCUCGACCUCAUCCACCGCAAGGAGCUGCUCGAGCUGGUCCUGGCCAAGAUCGAGGACCUCAACCGCUUCGGCGGCGGGUCCGGUCGUGGUCCCGCUGGGGCUGGUGGCCGCGAGCUGGCUGAGGCGGGGAAGAGGCGGAGGCGGUUCUUUUAGGUGGGAGUGGGAACGGGGGGUAAAAAAGGAGUGAGAGAGUGAGGUGGGAAGGGAGAGG